CCGCGGCUCUGCUAGGGGUCUGCGGGGCUGUGGCCGGUGCAGCUGAGGUGCGACUCGGAGCGGAGACGCGGGGGCAGUGCCAGGCGCAGGCCAAGAAGGGCUGGGCCGUUCACUCGGGAUGCGGCGCUGAGGCCCAGCAUGGCCGCCUUGGGCCCCACCUUCCCACUGCACCGGCUAGUCUGGGCGAACCGGCAUCGCGAACUGGAGGCCGCGCUGCACAGCCGCCAGGUGAGGACCUGCGGUGGAUCCGGUUGGUCCCCCCUGCCGAGCACAACAUUGAACAGGAGGAUCCCCGAGGACGGACCCCCCUGGAGCUGGCUGUGUCCUUGGGGAACCUGGAGUCUGUAAGAGUCCUUCUUCGACAUAAUGCCAACGUGGGCAAAGAGAGCCACCAGGGCUGGGCAGUCCUGCAGGAGGCAGUCAGCACUGGAGACCCUGAGAUGGUACAGUUGGUACUUCAGUAUCGGGACUUCCAGAGGGCCACACAGAGGUUGGCUGGCAUUCCAGAACUGCUCAAUAAACUCCGUCAGGCCCCUGAUUUCUACGUGGAAAUGAAGUGGGAAUUCACCAGCUGGGUACCCCUUGUGUCUAAGAUGUGCCCGAGCGAUGUAUACCGUGUGUGGAAGCGUGGUGAGAGCCUGCGAGUGGAUACUAGUCUCUUGGGCUUUGAGCACAUGACCUGGCAACGUGGCCGGAGGAGCUUCAUCUUCAGGGGUCAGGAGGCAGGAGCCUUGGUGAUGGAGGUGGACCAUGACCGUCAGGUGGUGCACACAGAGACACUAGGUCCAGCUCUGCAUGCACCGGAAGCACUGCUGGCUGCCAUGCGGCCCAGUGAGGAACACGUCGCCAGUCGCCUCACCUCGCCUAUUGUCUCCACCCACCUGGACACUCGCAACGUGGCCUUCGAGAGGAACAAAUGCGGUAUCUGGGGAUGGCGGUCUGAGAAGAUGGAGACCGUUAGUGGCUACGAGGCCAAGGUGUACAGUGCCACCAACGUGGAGCUGGUGACACGCACAAGAACGGAGCACCUCUCUGAUCAGGACAAGUUAAGGAGCAAAGGGGGGAAGACUCCGCUCCAGUCCUUCCUGGGGAUGGCCCAGCAGCACUCCUCCCACAGUGGGGCUCCAGUGCAGCAGGCAGCCAGCCCCACCAACCCCACAGCAAUUUCCCCGGAGGAGUACUUUGACCCCAGCUUCAGCCUGGAAUCAAGAAACAUCGGCCGCCCCAUUGAGAUGUCCAGCAAAGUACAGAGGUUCAAGGCAACGCUGUGGCUAAGUGAGGAGCAUCCACUGUCCCUGGGUGAUCAGGUGACACCCAUCAUUGACCUGAUGGCCAUCAGCAAUGCUCAUUUUGCCAAGCUGCGGGAUUUCAUCACGCUACGCCUCCCACCAGGCUUCCCUGUCAAGAUUGAGAUUCCCCUCUUCCAUGUGCUCAAUGCCCGAAUCACCUUCAGUAACCUGUGUGGCUGUGAUGAGCCUGUAAGCUCGGUGUGGGUCCCUGCCCCCAAUUCUGCCAUUUCGACUUCAGGAAGCCCUUUUCCAUGUGAGGUGGACCCCACUGUGUUCGAGGUGCCUGAGGGGUACAGUGUGCUGGGUGCUGAACGUAGUGAACCCCUUCGAGAUGAGGAUGAUGACUUGCUGCAGUUUGCCAUCCAGCAGAGCCUACUUGAGGCCGGCACAGAGGCAGAGCAGGUGACUGUGUGGGAAGCCCUGACCAACACGCGGCCUGGCAUUCUUCCUCCUCCCCAAGUCACGGUGUUUGAAGAGCAGCUUCAGCUGGAGCAGGCCCUCCAGGAGAGCCUGCAGUUGUCCACAGAGUCCAUGGGGCCAGCAUCUCCUCAGAGAACAUCUCCAUCUCCUGCACCCCCAAGUUUUGAGGAGCAGCUUCGCCUGGCCCUGGAGUUGUCUUCCAGGGAACAGGAGGAGCAGGAACGACGGGGUCAGCAGGAGGAAGAAGACCUACAGCGGAUCCUGCGGCUGUCACUCACAGAGCACUGAGCUGGCUGGCCCUGGAGAGGCUCUCCCUCCGGGGUCAUUCCUUCUGCCUGUUUUCUAUUUAUUUAUUAUUUAUAAACUGCUGCUGAGCUUGGGGUCUGGAGCCCUGGAGGUAGGCUGGCAGUGUGGCCGAGGUGGAAAUAAAGAGACCGUCAGCAGUG
Microtus ochrogaster (prairie vole) is the source of this 2155-nucleotide messenger RNA. RefSeq names its product ankyrin repeat domain 13D (gene Ankrd13d). Gene Ontology annotation, molecular function: protein binding. NCBI's taxonomy places the organism in Eukaryota, Metazoa, Chordata, Mammalia, Rodentia, Cricetidae. The record is from RefSeq and is a predicted model, not a curated record. Gene Ontology annotation, cellular component: cytoplasm.